GUCCUGCUGAUGGACAGAGAGACGACCGGCGUCGUGAGCAUGGCGUACACGCGGUCGGAGAUUCUGCAGAAGGAGGUCUACCUCCUCGAGCGCAUCGAUUCCGCCGGCCGGGAGAGCAUGAAGCACCUGAAGGCCCUCUGCUUCCUGCGGCCCACGAAGGAAAACGUCGAGUAUCUCAUCCAAGAGUUGCGGAGACCCAAGUACAGCUCUUAUUUUGUUUAUUUCAGCAAUGUGAUCAGCAAGAGUGAUGUCAAGUCUUUGGCGGAAGCUGACGAGCAGGAAGUGGUAGCUGAAGUGCAGGAAUUCUAUGGAGAUUACAUUGCUGUGAAUCCACAUGUAUUUUCUCUCAACAUCCCUGUCUGCUGCCAGGGCCGCAGCUGGGACCAAACACAGUUGUCCAGGACUACUCAGGGCCUCACUGCCUUGCUUCUGUCCCUGAAGAAGUGCCCUAUGAUUCGUUACCAGCUCUCUUCUGACUUGGCUAAGAGGCUUGCUGAAGGCGUCAAGCAAGUGAUCACGAAAGAAUACGAACUCUUUGACUUCCGUCGCACUGAAGUCCCUCCUCUGCUGCUGCUCCUGGACCGCUCGGACGAUGCCAUCACUCCACUUCUGAACCAGUGGACGUACCAAGCCAUGGUUCAUGAGCUGCUGGGAAUUAACAACAAUCGCAUUGACCUUGCGCGGGUCCCGGGCAUAAGUAAGGACCUCCGGGAGGUGGUCUUGUCUGCUGAGAAUGAUGAGUUUUAUGCCAAUAACAUGUACCUGAACUUUGCGGAAAUUGGCAGCAAUAUCAAGAACCUGAUGGAGGACUUCCAGAAGAAAAAACCCAAAGAGCAGCAGAAACUAGAAUCGAUUGCAGACAUGAAGGCCUUUGUGGAGAACUAUCCCCAGUUCAAGAAGAUGUCUGGCACCGUCUCCAAACACGUGACGGUAGUGGGGGAGCUCUCGAGGCUGGUGAGCGAGAGGAACUUGUUGGAGGUGUCCGAGGCAGAGCAGGAACUGGCCUGCCAGAAUGACCACUCCGGUGCUCUACAGAGCAUUCGGCGGCUCUUGCAGAACCCCCGAGUGGCUGAGCUGGAUGCUGUCCGGCUGGUGAUGCUCUAUGCCCUCCAUUACGAGCGCCACAGCAGCAACAGCCUUCCGGGGCUCAUGGUGGAUCUCAAGAACCGAGGGGUUUCUGAGAGGCUUCGCAAGCUGGUGCCUGCCAUUACAGAAUAUGGAGGGAAACGGGUUCAGUCAAGCGAUCUCUUCAGCCCAAAGGAUGCCGUGGCCAUCACCAAACAGUUUUUCAAAGGGCUGAAGGGGGUUGAGAAUGUGUACACGCAGCACCAGCCUUUAUUGCAUGAGACCCUGGAUCAGCUCAUCAAGGGUAAACUGAAAGACAACCAGUACCCGUAUCUGGGCCCCAGCAGCCUACGCGACAGGCCACAAGAUAUCAUCGUAUUCAUUAUUGGUGGGGCAACUUAUGAGGAGGCGCUGACUGUUUACAACCUGAAUCGCACCACCCCUGGUGUCCGGAUCGUGCUGGGUGGGACGACUCUGCAUAACACAAGAAGUAUUCAGGAUCCUCCUGUUGCGAGAGAGGGAGACGGCUGCUCCCUUCUCUGCUUUCUCCAUGCCAGCGCUGAGAGCUAGAUGUUUUGAUUGCUGCGGAGCGGGCCAGGCAGUGGAGGCUUUCUGCUCUGAAGUACCUUGCGACGUCACUCGCCGUGCUCUGGGGGAAGAAGGCUGCCCGAGGGCAAGGCGGCUGGGAUGGCUUCGGCCUUUGGCGGUUUCAGGACUUUUAUAUGCAUUGUCCUGUUUGCUCCUGUUACCCUGGAGCUCCUGAACUCUGUGUGAAUCCGGCUGGCACAAGAGGCCUUUUCUGCCACGAAGGCGACCAUCCAGUCCACGCUCCCUGAACAGGGGAGGGCUGACCCUCAGGAGGCCCUCUCUAGCUGACCCUUCUAGGACUCGGACAUUGUGUCCUCUUGCAGUACUCGUUCUUUCAUUCUGAUACCAUUGCCAGUGUGUAACCAUGCUGUUUAAGCAAGCGUUCUUCUCAGUGCAUAUCUUACCAGCUUCUGUUUUCACACCCACUUUGAGGAAGCACUGCGACACAGUCGAUCGGCCUCCUCUAGAGGGGCACCCUGUCGAGUUUCCAGCUUAACCAGGAAUACAUCUCAGGACAGAAAUUAGUUCAGCAAGUUAUAAGAGGCAACAGGGGUAGGUAAGGUCGUGACAGUUCAGUAGCAAAAGCCCAUUGCUUGUGAAGCAGCGUCUGUUCCCGGUCUAGGUACAUGUAUGAGCCUGCAGUCACACGUGCGUGCCCAAAUGUGGUUUUUUUUUUUUUUUUUACGGUUAAGUCACUUGACUCCUGUGAAUCCACAGGUGUGGGAAAUGUUCACCUCCCUGCCACAUAGCCCUGCUAGUACAGCCAGCUCCUGUAGCAGGACAGGAUCCAAGAAGCAUCUGAGUGGGCACCUCUCUAUCUUCACGUGACCCGGUCUCAAUGGAGAAAAUGCUAACGCGGGUCCUUUGGACUAUCAGAACCCAGCAGGCGGCUUUUUGGCUUUGGCGUGCUUUUGAAUCACAGGUGUGAUUCGGGUGUGAAAAAUUGCACUGUGGUGCAACCAGCCCAUGUACAGUUGAUGCCCUGAGCCAGUUCCUAGUGUGGAAGUUGGCGAAAAGCAGCUGGUGUUAUUAGAGCUGCCUCCUAGAGGGGAGGCUGCUGCUUCUGCGUCUUCUCUGAGGCAGACGUCCCAGGAGGGCCUGGCCUUUGCCUCACUGCGGUGUGUGUUCAGGGGCGUUUCCUGAGGAGGGAGAGCGGUGGGGAGAAAGCGGUGGGGGGCGAAGGGACUUCCUGGCUUUCUCCCGGAGAGAAUGGAAGGCAUCCUGGAGCACAAGUCGAGUGGUGCUUCUCAUGUUCACCAGAGGAAGAGUGCAGGAGUGCGGACUGGAGCAAACCCUUCUGACGGAUGAUCUUCCUGGAGCUCAGCCACGAUAUUCUGGUCCUCUGUGUUCAGAGGGAGUUCCCAGAAGUUGCUGACAUACAACGAAGAUGAACUCAAUCCAUGUGGGAUGUUCCAAGAACGCUUCUAGAUGGAGAGCUGACAGGCAGGGAAGAGCCACUGGUCUGAGGCGGGCGGCUACGUAAACUGAGUGAAUGAAUAAAUAAAAAUAUCCCCGGGUGACGUUCAGGCGAAGACUCGAUCUUUGCGCGGGCCCAGACUAGAGCCUUUCCUCCCGUCGCUGCAGUGGGUUUCAAGCGGGAGGGUUCUGGGGUGGGUGAGGCUGCUGCUGGUGGGCGUAAGGGAAGAGGUGCGUGCUUGGAUUUGUUUUUUCCUAGCCGCAUGAAAACAAGUUGUUUUCAUUAACUGUCGGAUGCCUGGCCACCUCUCCAGAGCCAGGGUAAACAAGGGGCUGAAGUUGGGAGAGGGCCCGGGAGGCUCAGCCGUGGAAAUGACCAGGGCAGUUUGGAUCGGUCCUCCCCUCACUGAGUGUAACCACCUCACAUAGUUGAUCUUAUGGAGAUAAAAUAAAGGCGGGAUAGAAAUCUAACAAAUAAUAAGCAAAGUAAAAUAAAAAACAAGAAGAGUGCUCCAAACAGCUAAUGGAGUUUCAAGCGAAAAAGCACAAUCAGGUUUUAAGAGUGCAUAAAUCAUGAACCAUCUUUAAAACCGUUUUCAAAGAUGAAGCUGAAAGGUGAUGGCGGUUGUGUGUGUGCCCUCAAGGCAGUCUUGACUCCUGGCAACUGCCCGGAUGAGUCCUUGGAAGUGGUUUGCCCUUGCCGCCUUCUCCCUGGGGCUGAUACCCUCCCAGUUUCUAGCCUGGUGCCCCAACCACUACACCAAACUCUAUCUCUCAAGCCAAAAGCACUAAUCCCUUCUCAUCAGAAAUCUCCAGCAGGAGCAUUGCUGAGCUUAACAAGUCUUGGAUAUUAUUUCGGAGGCUUCUUUUCAUAAAGUGGCCCCAGACGUUACUUCUGGAGCCUGUGGGUUUCUCCUCGCUCGUCUUUUCAUCAGCAGCCAGAACUUGGGGGUGGUAUCUGCACUGCAUUUCCCCCCGUCCCCAAGUCUGCUAUGCUUUCUACUCUGGCUCUGGUGGUGUUCAUGCAGGUGGGCGGGUGAAUCCCCAGGCAAGGGGAAAGGGCUCGGAGAAGGGCUCGGAAUCACCUUGUCUGUGGUCCCUUGGGAGCAUCCCGCUUUCCUUUCUUGGUCCUCAGCUUCGGUGCGGCAGGCGCAGGGAUGCUUUUAAAAUCCAGAGGUGAAAGUGUGGCCUUCUGUCCACUUCUGUACCUGUCUGCACUCCCAAGGCCAGAUCCUGCUCACUUGGCCAGAGGCUGGCCUUUGGAGCCCACCAGGGAGAAGCUACUCAUUUUCUUCUAAUUCUCCCCGGAUGUUUUUCUCUCUU
Molecule: messenger RNA, 4392 nt
Organism: Python bivittatus (Burmese python)
Lineage: Eukaryota; Metazoa; Chordata; Lepidosauria; Squamata; Pythonidae
Gene: VPS45
Product: vacuolar protein sorting 45 homolog
Biological process (GO): vesicle-mediated transport
Source: RefSeq, a predicted model, not a curated record